CGCGUCAUCAGGCCGCGCCCCCUGCUCGCUCUCCCUGCUCCGGUGUGGUGUCACCUUGGGGGUCUCUCCGGUCAGACGGCGACAAGAUGGCAGAGAGAGGGAAACAGAGGACCUCCCCCAAGGCCAUAAAGUUCCUGUUCGGGGGGCUGGCAGGAAUGGGAGCCACGGUCUUCGUUCAACCCCUUGAUUUGGUGAAGAAUCGAAUGCAACUCAGUGGAGAAGGAGCGAAGACUAAGGAAUAUAAAACCAGUUUCCAUGCUGUUGGCAGCAUUCUGAGAAAUGAGGGUCUGCGGGGCAUCUACACAGGGUUAUCUGCAGGGCUGCUUCGCCAGGCUACAUACACCACCACGCGUCUGGGUAUUUACACAAUAUUAUUUGAGAAGCUGACAAAGGCAGAUGGAACGCCCCCCAAUUUCCUAAUGAAGGCAGCUAUUGGAAUGACAGCCGGUGCCACUGGAGCGUUUGUAGGGACGCCAGCUGAAGUUGCUCUUAUCCGAAUGACAGCUGAUGGAAGGUUACCUAUUGAUCAGAGGCGAGGGUACAGCAAUGUGUUCAAUGCCCUACUUAGAAUUUUCAGAGAAGAAGGAGUAACCACGUUAUGGAGGGGCUGUGUCCCUACGAUGGCCCGUGCAGUGGUUGUUAAUGCAGCUCAGCUGGCAUCCUACUCCCAAUCAAAACAGUUCCUGUUGGACUCAGGAUACUUUGGGGAUGACAUCCUGUGCCAUUUCUGUGCCAGUAUGAUCAGCGGACUGGUCACCACUGCAGCCUCCAUGCCGGUCGACAUCGCAAAGACCAGGAUACAGAAUAUGAGGAUGAUCAACGGGAAACCAGAAUAUAAGAGUGGAUUGGAUGUCCUUUUGAAGGUCGUGCGAUACGAGGGAUUUUUCAGCCUCUGGAAAGGUUUCACUCCGUACUAUGCCCGGCUCGGACCUCACACCGUGCUCACCUUUAUCUUCCUAGAACAAAUGAACAAAUACUACAAGCAGUUUUUCCUGAGCGGGUGAUGGGCUGACGGAUCAAAAACACUCCUUAGACAAUCCCAGCACCCCUUACCCAGGAGCAGGGCUGGCAACAGUUCCCCAAGCUGCCGCAGUAUGCAAUAUCUCGUAGCGCCUGGUCCCGCUCCCUCUGGUGUUUAACCCUAUGAGUGCUGGCUGGGCAGUGCAACAUAUUGCUUGACAUGAAAUGGGCUCCUUUAGUGUUUAAUGGAAGCAGGUCAAGGGGCGUCUUAUAUUCCACAUAUAUACUGCUAUAUACAAUAUUUGUGUAUCUGUAUAUGUGGCUAUGUAAACAAAUGAAACGGUUUGAGAUUUUUCUUCCUUCCCCAGUAGGAAUGAAGACCUUUUUUUCCGUAUUAUAGCCCAUAAUCAUACUGACAUGACUUCACAGUGUUUCUACUACAUAUUGUGUUGUUUUAAUGCGUUCCAAAAAUAAGGAAAUCACCGUCUAUAUUAAAUACAUUUAAAUUUGCUGAAACCCUAAAUCUCUAUUAUCUCCUUCUAUCCCCAAGCAGUGGUUCCAACCUUUAACACGGUGCUUUUUGUUAUUUAAUUAUUAUAAUAUUAUUGUUCGAGAAUGUGGCAUGGGUUCUUAAUGACUGUAUUUUAAAGUUGUAACUUCGCAGUUGAGGAGGGAGUAAAUAGUGAAAUGGAGCAUUUCUCAAUUCAAGCCGUCAAGAUGACAUACAAUAUUAUAUGCGUGUCUUUCAUAUUCUUCUUCGCUGGUAAAUGGGACGGGGUUUAGGAGAACAGGUAAAACCAUAAUGGAAAUUAUUUAUCAUGUAAUCCAUGGGAACGUAGAGAGUAUUUCAGAUGAGGGUUGAAAUUUGUAGAAUUGUAAAAUGGUUUAGUUAAUAAUUAGAUACCAAAGAGCAGCGCCAGUUUUCACCAUAUUACGACCGGUGUGUAAAUUGGAGAUCAUUGUAAACGUACGAUUCCCAGAUUGACAACACGCCGGUCAGGCAAGGCUAGUGAAUAAGCAGCUGUUAUUUAGUGAUUUCGUUGUGUGGCUCCUAUCACCGAUAUCGAACGAUCAUGUUGUAGUGUACAUUAUAUAAACAGCACUUGUGGUUUGUGUGCUUCAACCAUUUAUGGCUGAUGCAUAAAAUCAAAAUUCUGGCCAUAAAAAUAUCACAGCAAUAAAUGGAUUCUGAUGCCCA
Messenger RNA from Pelobates fuscus (common spadefoot toad), 2158 nucleotides. RefSeq names its product solute carrier family 25 member 11 (gene SLC25A11). The transcript is spliced from 8 exons. NCBI's taxonomy places the organism in Eukaryota, Metazoa, Chordata, Amphibia, Anura, Pelobatidae. Gene Ontology annotation, molecular function: transmembrane transporter activity. The record is from RefSeq and is a predicted model, not a curated record. The coding region runs from base 87 to 1004 and encodes 305 amino acids.